Aureobasidium subglaciale EXF-2481 is the source of this 1812-nucleotide messenger RNA. RefSeq lists its product as uncharacterized. Lineage: Eukaryota; Fungi; Ascomycota; Dothideomycetes; Dothideales; Saccotheciaceae. The transcript has a single exon. The coding region runs from base 1 to 1812 and encodes 603 amino acids. Gene Ontology annotation, molecular function: protein serine/threonine kinase activity; ATP binding. The record is from RefSeq and is a predicted model, not a curated record. Gene Ontology annotation, biological process: intracellular signal transduction; intracellular monoatomic cation homeostasis; protein phosphorylation.
AUGGUCAGCGACGCUUCUGCUUCUGCUGGGCGUGUGGGGACAGCAGACUUUGCUGCUGUCGCUCCAGAGUCACAACUGUUUGCGCCAUCUCUUCCAAAGAGCUUCUCGGAGAGCGAUAUGGAGGACCCUAACGCAGCUCGUGGAACCGACUUAGCCGAUGAUCAGCAUCUUAAGGCGCCUUCCACUACAGCCGGGGCAUCAAAGUCUGGAGACGUCAGUGAUGACAGUGCAUCAUCAUCAGUAGACUCAGCAGCGACUGCUCCCGAGAGGUCCAAAUCCAAAUCUAGCGGUGAUGCGAUUUUCUCCAUUCUCGAUGCAAGCGAGUCUAAUACUGGAGCUUCUACCCCUAAUGCCAUGUCCACACAAUCCUCGAAGCAAGGACAUCUAGCCGUCGAGGAUGAAGAAGAAGACCCGGGAGACAGGCGAAUCAAAUUCAGGUCUGCUACCGACCUGGAGGCUGCUGGACGAAACCCUAGCACAGUCGAGUUCCAAUACCGUCAACAUCCCAGGCACACUCGUAAUGAAUCCUUCAGCUCACGUCGAUCUGGAAGCACAGAAAUGCCGCGCAGCCAGGUCAAGAGAUCACAAACUUUCCAGGACGACGCCCCUGGUCUAUUGCCUUCUUUCACUCAAUCCGCCGAUCAGGGUAUGGGAACGAGGUCCCGCAGACUUUCAACCAACAUCCCUAACGAAUUCCCUAUUGAAUGCUGUCCUCUGGAAAAGGAGUUCAAAACAUCCUCUCGAAUGCCACUUAGACGACCAAAGCAGAUUGGCGAAGGCGGUUAUGCGUGCGUCAAACUCAUGAGACGACGAGGUGAGACACCAGACCAUCUCUACGCUGUCAAGCAAUUCCGGGGACGUGACUCGUGGGAGACCGAGGACGAUUAUGUGAAAAAGGUCAAGUCCGAGUACUGUAUCGCCAAAUCUUGCCACCAUCCCAACAUCAUCGAGCCAGUCCGCCUCUGCUUCUCUCACGGUAUCUGGAGCGAAGUCAUGGAGUAUUGUCAUAAUGGAGAGCUUUUCGGACUUCUUGAGAAGAAAUACCUCACUAUCAACGACAAAUAUUGUUUCUUCAAGCAGCUGCUACGUGGUGUCGACUACCUCCACAACCAUGGGAUAGCUCACAGAGAUCUGAAACCCGAAAACAUCAUGCUUACUAGGGAUGGAUGUGUCAAGAUCAUCGACUUUGGAUUGAGCGAGAUCUUUAGUGGUCCCCAUCCCAGUUUCCGAAUUGGCAUGGACGUGGAGGCAUUCAAGGUUGAUCGUGUUAGGUACUCGCAGCCGGCCAUUUUCGGCUCUCAACCUUACAUCUCUCCUGAAGUUAUGGACGCAAAGGAUGCAUAUGAUCCGAGAGGUCUCGACGUCUGGUCAUGCGGUAUCAACUUUUUGAGCAUGGUCUUCGGCGUACACCCAUGGGUAAAGGCCACACCCGAUAACACGAACUACAAGAAAUACCUCAAUGGUUGGAACAGAUGGCUCAAAACCCAUCCUGACGGAAACAUCGAACCCGGGUCAGACGAUUACCCAGAUUGCGGCAAACUCUUCCACCUUCUCAACAGCAAUUCUCUCGAACGCUUGGUUUUGAGAAUGCUUCACCCCAACCCAGAAAAACGCAUUACUAUCGCCGAAGCGCUCGCAUCAGACGUGGUCCGUAGGAUGGACUGCUGUCAACGAGUAUCAUACGAAGAGAAUGCGCCAACCAACGUCAAACAUGACCACACACCACCGGCGCCGCUCCAGAAGGACAGUAACCCCGUCAAGAAGUGGUUGCACGAGCGAAAGGAGUCGAGCCGUAGUGUGUCAAAGAAGUGA